This is a messenger RNA of Engraulis encrasicolus (European anchovy), 1086 nucleotides long. It is a transcript of the gene isca2, whose product is annotated as iron-sulfur cluster assembly 2. The transcript has 5 exons. Gene Ontology annotation, molecular function: iron ion binding; 2 iron, 2 sulfur cluster binding; 4 iron, 4 sulfur cluster binding. Gene Ontology annotation, biological process: iron-sulfur cluster assembly. Bases 54 to 545 code for a protein of 163 amino acids. The record is from RefSeq and is a predicted model, not a curated record. Gene Ontology annotation, cellular component: mitochondrion. NCBI's taxonomy places the organism in Eukaryota, Metazoa, Chordata, Actinopteri, Clupeiformes, Engraulidae.
CAUUAUCCAACAGCUGAAUCUCUCCACGGAAAGGGCAUUUGUUGUUAUGGAAGAUGUCACUUGUCCGUGGGCUAAUGUUGUCGGCUGUGAGGACGAAGGCGUGGGGCAUCUGCAGGGCUGCCAGUGUCGGGGGUGUGAUUCCUCGUCAGAUGGCUUUGCUGCCCCCCUCCCCUGCUCGCUACAGUAGCUCCGCCCCCUCCCAGAGCCCCGUAGCCGCAGAGGAAACCGUCAAGCUCAGCAACACCUGCGUCAAGCGUAUGGGUGAGAUCAUGGAUAAAGGAGAGUAUCUGCGCAUCUCAGUAGAGGGAGGAGGCUGCUCUGGAUUUCAAUACAAAUUCUCAGUCGACACGCAGAGGAACGAAGAUGACAGGGUGUUUGAGCAGGAGGGUGUGGGUGUCAUUGUGGAUGAAGAGUCUCUGGAGUAUGUUAAAGGAUCCACAAUCGACUUCAGUGAAGAACUCAUCAGAGCAUCCUUCCAGGUUCUGAAAAAUCCUCAGGCUGACCAUGGCUGCUCCUGUGGAGCCUCCUUCUCUGUCAAAAUCUAAUACACCCACACACCUGACAACCCCAUGAUCACUCCCGGUUGCAGGGUCACUAGAAGCUUUAGUUUCCAUGGUAACACUAGUGGUCAUUGCCAUGGUUACACUCAGAGUUGGAUCUCCUCUUCUACUCUAAUCAGUGUUUGAUGCUUAAGUAGUAAGGCUGGUGUGUGUGUGUGUGUGUGUGUGUGUGUGUGUGUGUGUGUGUGUGUGUGUGUGUGUGUGUGUGUGUGUGUGUGUGUGUGUGUGUGUGUGUGUGUGUGUGUGUGUGUGUGUGAGUGUGAGUGUGUGAUGUUUAAGCGUCAAGGACCGGAGUGAGCGUGCCUGUGUGAAUGUGUGUGCGCAUCAGUGAAUCCGUCUUGAAGAAGGCAAGUAGAGUGUAAAUACGAACGUGUGUAAAUAACAGAAUGCUAUAUUAUUAUUCAUUAUGAAAAUGUAUAUACAGAGUUCAUGAGUAAGACAUGUGAGAACAGAUAUUUUGCAUUCUGCUCUUCUCUCUGAUGUAAGUUUGUCUGAUAAUAAAGAUUUGAGAUUAUUGAUUGUUGAA